Messenger RNA from Vigna unguiculata (cowpea), 2588 nucleotides. RefSeq names its product F-box protein At2g26850-like. Lineage: Eukaryota; Viridiplantae; Streptophyta; Magnoliopsida; Fabales; Fabaceae. The record is from RefSeq and is a predicted model, not a curated record. Gene Ontology annotation, molecular function: protein binding.
AACGUAACCUCAGCCUCCCAUUUCAUUAUUUGUGCAUAAAUUACUCUGCCUUUUCCUUUCACUGUCCACCAAUUGUUCUCUAUAUUGCCCCCCCCACACACACACACAACAAGAACAACAACAAGAGGAAAAAGAGAGAGAGAAUUGUGUGAUUGCAUUUGCAGAAGAGAGGAUAAUAAUUGAGGUGAGGUGAAGAAUUUGGUGGAGUGAGGGGAGGCCCUACCACCCUUCACCUUCAUUAUCCUCUUCACCAGAGUCUCUUUUUAAUCCUCUUCUUCUGUAACUGUCUAUCCAUCAAUCUUACCCACCAUCUCACAGAUUGUCCUUUGCCUUCGUUCCAUUGUUUUUGUGGAUCUUGAGGCUGCUCUGUGGGCCUCUUUCUGCAUAACUCCCAACUAGCUAGAUCUAUUUUAUUCUAGCUGCACGCCAAUUAUAUUCCCAGAAGAUUUAUUCACAUACCAAUAAGAUUUAGAGAUUCUGCAGAUAUACAUAUAAUAUAUUUAUACGUAUAUAUAUAUACAUACAUAUUUGGUUCUUGUUGCAUAGACUCAUCUUCCAUCUUUUUUUCAUUUUCAAUUCCAUUUCUAGGCGUUAUAAACUGCUAUCAGAUCUUGGUGCCCCCACCUCCAUUUUUCUUGCUGUGUUGAUGUUCCCAUCUUCUGAGGACUACUGUAUACAGAUUCUUCAUUGAAUGACAGCUGUUUAGGUUGACUACACGGUUGUGUUGUUGUGUUGUUCUCUCUCUUUAUUGAAAGCCAAUAAGAGAGAGUUAUAAUAUUCAACUACUGUGGGUUUAUUUCCAUGGUUCAUUCGUGUGGUUGUCUACCUAAUUUAUUCUGAUCUAACUUCGGCCUAGGAGGCCCACCAUUGGGUUUUGGUGGGCUUUAAUUGAACCAAUAAAACCCCCAUCUUUAAAAGGUGUUUUCUUUUGAAGGUUCCAAUUUGCUUCUUGUGUUUCUUUCCAACAGGGAAGGGAGGGUGUGCCAUUAAUCUGUGUCAAGUAGUGAGGUUAUUUUGGUUUUCCUCUUGAUACCCCAUUGUUGUUGCACAAUUGGCAUUAAGGUUGUGUUAUCCUAUAUGCCAAACUCAAACUUCACCUGUGAACCGUGCUAAUGCUACUAUACUUUAUCACCUGCAUCUCCUUCUUUCUGUUUCUAAAGCCUAUCGUCUCUCUCAAACCACUCCCAUCAUGGGCUGGUGAGGUCAGGUUGAUCUCCCCUUUUUUUUACAAAGACUUGUUAGUGAAGUUCAUCUCUAAGCUCUUUAGGAACCAGUUUUGGAUUUCUUUUUCUUGUCCAAUUCCCACACCAAUGUCUCUAGUCAAGAAGACUCUUACUUCCAAGGUGGAGAGUGUUGAAGACUCCCAAAACAUGUCAGUGUUGGAUUUGCCAGACCUGGUGUUAGAAUGCAUUCUUGAAAAGCUCCCUCCAGCUCCACUUUGUCAAAUGGCUAGUGUUUGCCGCUCCUUGAGGGAGAGGUGUGUGAGUGAUCACCUCUGGGAGAGGCACAUGAAACAGAAAUGGGGUAGAGUUAUUGGUGAAGCUGCUUAUAGGGAGUGGAAAUGGCAUGUUGCUUCUAAAGGGAAUGCUGAAACUCUUAGAUAUGGCAGGCAGAGGAGCUUGAUGAGGCUUGUGUCCCUUCAUUGGCCUUUUUCAUGGAUGAGAACCAAGGUGGAUACAAAUAAUACUGGCAAAGAGUCAACUUAUUUGCCUCCUGAUUCACUCAUGAGAUGGUAUCUUGCUCUUGAGACUGGCGACUUCUGGUUUCCUGCUCAGGUCUAUAACCGUGAGAAUGGCCAUGUAGGAUUUAUGUUAUCUUGCUAUGAUGCUGAACUUAGCUAUGAUCCUCAAACUGACACCUUCCAAGCCAGGUAUCCACCACAUGGAAGAAGGGCUGUUGCAGUAGAGCAUGGCAUUCCAUGGGAAAGGCUAAGAGCACCACCUAUUGAUACUCCUCCACAUGAUCUUCAUGUCUCCGAUUGUCUGCAUGAUUUGCAUCCAGGCGAUCACGUAGAGAUUCAAUGGAGAAGGAACAAAGAAUUUCCUUAUGGUUGGUGGUAUGGUAUUGUAGGCCACUUGGAGUUAUGCAAUGGGAACGAAAGUUACUGCCGCUGUCAUAGUAGUGACAUGGUGGUGUUAGAGUUCAAUCAAUACACUUCUGACUCACGGUGGAGGAAGACAACUAUCAGUAGAAAAGAUCAUAGAGAAGAAGGAAAUGAAGCAGAUGGGUUUUAUGGUGGAAUCAGAAAGCUUAAGACCGAGGCUGAGAUUUCUCUUUGGAAAAGCCUUUGGCCUUCUGAAACCUUGGAUUGAUCUGAUUAAUCUUCCACAUAGCAUUAUGGCAAGACUAGCAUUCUUAUGGAGCAUUGGCAGAGCAGGUUCUUCUGAAUUAGAGAAAAUGGGAUAUAGGAUUCUCAUUCAGCCAAAUGAGUGUUUGAGACUAUCCUAUAUUCACUUCCCCUUUUUAUUGAUACAUUUUUUUCAUGGUCAACUUUAGCCUGUGAUUUCAAUCAAUGUAAAUUACUCAUUUAUGCACUGCUGCUGUAGAAUAUUCAUUCCACAACAUAUAGAAGAUUAAAUUAAAACCUA